UUUAACAAAAUUUUUAUUUUUCAUUUGUUUGUUUCUCAAAAUUCCAUGUGAUCUGUUUUCUCCCCCAAAAAAUACCAAUUUCCUUCACCUAAGUCGUUAGAAAAUCACAGGGUAGUUAGUAAAAAGAAAAAAAAAGGUAAUAUGAACGAGAAUUCCGAUGAGGAGGGCGGGGCAGCGUCCCAGGAAUACUACUUCUACAGCCUUGGGCGGACGCUGAUCUCAAUGAGCCGAAUAACCAACCUAAAUGUGAGGACGCUCAUCAUUGUCGGUCAGCCAAUCACGAACUUGGAUGGAAUCGAAACGCUGACCAACCUAUCAGAGCUUUGGGUGGUUGAAUCUUCCCUCAAGGAUGCAACACAAGUAAGUACGUGCACACAUCUGAAAAAGCUAUACCUCUACUCGAACCAGCUGACGAAAUUUCCUGAAUUGAAGCCAUUGAAAAGACUUAACACGCUUUGGAUCUCUGGAAAUUCACUCGACAGCAUCGCCGAAAACAUACCCAAAGAAUUGAGAGAAUUGAAUCUUGCGGACAACAACAUUUCACACAUCGAUAGCUUGCGCAGAUGCCAUAAGUUAGAGACACUCAAUCUCGCCGGAAACAACAUUAGGAGAUUGAAUGACAUUGAUAUAUUAAUUCCUCUGACAAAACUGCAGAGCCUUAUUUUUGCAGACCAAAUGUACGAAGCAACACCUGUCACAUCACUGAUUAAUUAUAGAUCCUAUAUUGUGAGAAAAAUGCCACAGUUGAAAAGUUUGGAUUAUUUUAAGAUUGAAGAAGAAGAAAGAGAAUCUGCUAAAAUGUACUACAAUAGAAAGAUGCGGUAUUACAAUAUGGCCUGCUCAAUGGCCUGGAAUAAAUAUUUCAACGAGAAGAACCAGGAGAUUUUAAAGAGUUUCAACGACAUGAGAGCCUUAAAAAAAAGACACUACAUCAAUGCACUUACUGCUGUAAAAGCUGAGAAAGAAAAAGACUGGAAGUUAAAAGAGGAAUGUAAAAAACUCCGUCAGUUGCUUGACAGCGCAGCUUUCAACUGGGAAUGUAAUCACGGUCGGUGUAACGAAGCUCUGGACAAAAACCUUGAGAUAAAAUUGAAUCUCCUAGAACUUGAGCUUCAACAUUUUGGAAAUGUCCAUUUCAUCGAGCACAGCGAAGAUUCUAAACUUUUAAGUAUACUUGAAGAAUGUCUUGAAACUUACCUUUGCCCAUCACUUAAACGGCAAAUUAAUUUGGAAAGCGUAAAAGUGGACAAGGUGAUACAUAUCGCACAUACAAACCACAACUCGUACGACAGGCUCCAGAGUAUAUUUGAAAUUGAGCAAAACGCAUCCUUGGAAGAUCGCUUCCUCAUUCUCAACUCGCCUGUCGCUGUUGUCGACCUGGAAGAAUGGCCAUUUGAGUUCAUUCAGAAUUACCUGGCUCCUAAAGCGGGAUCUCAAAAGCACUGUACGAUCACAAAUAGCAUCGGAAUAGCAGACAAAGAAUGGCUUACGGCAAAUGGAAUUUACAAGAACAUACUCUUAACCAAUGAGAAGAAGCAAGGUCAUAGAGUUUUAAUCUUUGCUUACGUGCUUACACCUGCAGCACUUGAAUGUUGUUCGCAAGAGGAACUUGGUGUGUCACACGUGUCGGACAAAGUGGAACAGAGAGAGCCUUGCACGAUAUGCAAACUGUACAAGACAAACUUAUGGGAGAACAGUUUUCCAAUUUUUGUCACGCAUUACCAUUACGAGUACAAAAUCAAAUUUGAUUUUGAAAAGGACAGCAGCAGACUUGACAUCCCUUCGGGGGCCAUCUACGAGAACUCGCCCACCUUCUCGAGCGUGAUGGAAAGCACAAAGUUCGAAACUGUCUCCUGGCAUGGUCUGAUUUCACUCACACUGUCCAAGUGUCGUCUUUCGUCCUUCGGUCCGGUGACACCAAUCCAUAGCAUAAAACGGCUGGAUAUAACUUACAAUAAACUAACCAGUCUGCAAGAAGUGUUCAGAAUUUUUCCAAACCUAGAGGGAUUGCAUGCUUCCUUCAAUGAAAUUACAUCUGUCAACAACCUGAUGGAAAUGCAUCGCUUAGAAGAGCUUGACUUACAGUGGAACCGACUUUCGUUAUUAUUAGUGGCCCUGCAGAAUCUUAACAAGGCAUGUCCAAACCUCACGAGUCUUAACAUGAGCUACAACGCAUUCAAGGACGUUUAUGAUCAAAAGCACAUCCAAUAUUUCGUUUAUAAGUUCUUUCCCACACUGCGAAAGUUUAAUAAUGAAUGGCUUGGAAGUGAGAACAUAAUGAGCUGUUAUAAACUGAGCAUGAAGGACCUCCCGAUGGCCUAUCUGUCCGAAUCGACGAUGAACAGGAUAAAACAGCCGAUCAAGCUGUCUUGGAGCGGGCCGCUUUGCCUCAAGCACUCUGACUUCCGUACCACGUCCCAUAUCGCGAUCAACGAGCAGAGGGAGUUGACCUGCGUCUAUAUUGAAAAGUACAAGUGUUUCCACGACUUCCAGAUCGAUUCGCCCAAAGGGAGCAUACGCUGGCUUACAAUCAAGAACAACCAGUUGACAAAUUUGAAAUUUCUAAGUAUGAUGCAUAAACUGAAAGAAGUGGACGUUUCGUUCAACCUCUUGCAGAAAGUCGGCGAUUCAUUCGCAGGACUGCGAUACCUUGUGAAGUUGAAUCUAAUGGGCAACUACAUCACAACUCUUGAAGGAUUCAAGGGCAUCGAUUUACCACAACUUAAGGUCUUGAAUGUUUCAAAGAAUAAUAUAAAAUCUUUCUACGGCAUUGAAUCAUUUCUUACGAUAGAAGAGCUUUAUGCCUCGUCAAAUGAUAUAAGAAAGUGGGAAGUCAUGGAGUUUACAAAAACUUGGAAAAUGUUGCGCAUUGUCGAUUUGUGCGACAACAACAUAAACGACCCAUCAAUGCUGAGAAAAUUUUUGAUAUUUCACGGCCCAAAAAUUGAGUAUGUCAAUGGUGUGGCUAUUUGCGAGCAAGACAUUACUGCUGCUACAAAUACACUGAGUGGCCUCCUCGACAAAGAUUAUCUGCACAAACUUUAUAAACCGCAAGAGCUGAUGCACAUGACUGAAUUGACGAUUAAGAAAGUUGGCCUGAGACAGAUUUCCGUAAGCAGUUUAGCUACUAUGAACCUGACAAGUCUGAACCUAGAGCGUAAUGCCUUAUCGACAUUGAGUCCGCUCUCCCAUCUCAAAAGCUUAAAAACAGUCUGCCUUUCAUUCAAUCAAAUAAGCAGAUAUGGCGAUAGCGCUGAGGAUUUCGAUCAGCUCGAAGUGCUCUAUCUCAACUUCAACAAUAUAACAGACCUUAACCCUUUAGAGCUUAACCGUUGCCCUAAACUUACGACUUUAUUCCUUCAAGACAAUCAAAUCACUUCUUUAGACGGUCUGAGAGACAAUACCACGCUUGUAAAUUUAGUAUUAGAUAGAAACAAAUUGACAGAAAUAUCGGUGAAUGAUUUCUUAUCUUUUUUCAACCUGAGAGAUUUAUAUCUCGAGUCGAACCAAAUUAAAGAUUUGAGCUUCUUGAGAAGUUUAAAGAACCUCAAAAGACUCUUCAUCGGUUUUAAUCGAAUACAAGACCAAGAAACCUUGGAUAAUCUACAGCAUGUGCCAAAGCUAAAAGAGCUGACAUUCAUCGGAAAUCCUCUUUGCCGACUAAACAGCCAUUAUGUCGCUAUUUUCAAUGUACUGCCUCGACUCUCAUACAUUGACGGCUUCUAUAUCGAUGAUCAACUCAAGUAACAAUGCUUAAAUCCUAUUUAAACAACUACCAGAAAGAAAACUAGCUCGUACGUUAUAUCAGUGAUGUGAUAAAUAUUUAUACACUUUUUUUUAUUUAUUAAAUAUUAUACACGGA
Cimex lectularius (bed bug) is the source of this 3862-nucleotide messenger RNA. Its product is annotated as leucine-rich repeat-containing protein 9-like. Gene Ontology annotation, molecular function: protein binding. The record is from RefSeq and is a predicted model, not a curated record. The transcript is spliced from 18 exons. The coding region runs from base 142 to 3747 and encodes 1201 amino acids. Lineage: Eukaryota; Metazoa; Arthropoda; Insecta; Hemiptera; Cimicidae.